Molecule: messenger RNA, 240 nt
Organism: Fomitiporia mediterranea MF3/22
Lineage: Eukaryota; Fungi; Basidiomycota; Agaricomycetes; Hymenochaetales; Hymenochaetaceae
Exons: 2
Source: RefSeq, a predicted model, not a curated record
GGUUAUGCUAAAUUCAACUACCAGAUGAUGCCUGCCCCUACUACUGAAGCUCAAAUGGAAAAGCAUGUUCAAACAUGCUUUGAUUCUAUCCCUCUUGAUUUCUUUCAAAAGUAUUGUAACCAGUCUGCUCAGUUCAUGGAUGCAUAUAGAAAGGGGUUGACAGGAGCACAGGCUCAAUGGGCAAAUAAGAAAUACUAUAGUUAUAGAAUCCUUCCAGCUAGUAUUCUGGCUGAGCUGUAA